Messenger RNA from Branchiostoma floridae (Florida lancelet), 1359 nucleotides. RefSeq names its product potassium voltage-gated channel protein Shal-like. Bases 1 to 1359 code for a protein of 452 amino acids. The transcript has a single exon. Gene Ontology annotation, biological process: potassium ion transmembrane transport; protein homooligomerization. Gene Ontology annotation, molecular function: A-type (transient outward) potassium channel activity; protein binding. Gene Ontology annotation, cellular component: membrane; voltage-gated potassium channel complex. The record is from RefSeq and is a predicted model, not a curated record. Lineage: Eukaryota; Metazoa; Chordata; Leptocardii; Amphioxiformes; Branchiostomatidae.
AUGGCGUCGGCAGCAGCGAGCUUCUGGCCGCCGGUAGCGGCCUCUUACGAUCCCAGCCCGGUGCUAAGAUCUUACAGACCUACCAGCCUCAGGCUCUCCCCUCCCACGCAAAUCAAGUCCUCGCCAAGGCCGCGCCGGCCCUCGGUCCUCGACAAACGGAAGGUAACGAUAAACAUCGGCGGUCGGCGGUACAUCACACGGAGGGGCUACCUGGACAAGUACCCGCAGACCCUCCUGGGCAGCUCGGAGAGGGAGUUCUUCUACGACAGUGAUGCCCAGGAGUACACCUUUGAAACAGCUGACCCCGACAUAUUCAGGUACAUCCUAAAUUUUUACCGAACAGACGUGCUGCACUUUCCCAAGGCAGCUUGUUGGACCACUUAUAAUGAAGAAAUGGAAUAUUUCGGAAUCAUUCCGGAGCUCUACAUGGGAGACUGCUGCUACGAGGACUACCGACACUGUAGCAUGCGCCACAACGAGGAGGAUUUCGUGCGGCGGAAGCUGUUGGACAGGGUCGGCGACAACCCACACCUGUCCGUCCGCCAGAGGAUGUGGAACGUGCUGCAGAACCGGAAGGGCUCGACCCUGGGGCCAGUGGUCAACUACGUGACGGGAUACUUUAUUGCCGUGUCCGUCAUCUCCAACAUCGUGGAGACGGUAAAGUGCGGGCCUCCCGACGGCCCGACAUGCGGCGAGAGGUACUCCUGGGCCUUCCGUUGUCUGGAUACGGUCUGCGUCGCACUCUUCACGAUUGAGUUUUUCGCCAGGUUCUUCUCCGCACCGGAUAGAAUGAAAUUUUUGAAGAGUUUUAUGACCAUUAUCGAUAUUCUGGCGAUCAUGCCGUUCUACUUGGGGUUCCUGAUCAAGCAGGAUAAGAUCAAGCGCGCCUUCAUGACGUUACGAGUGUGCCGGUCUUUCAGGAUACUCAGAUUUUCUGCCGCGUCCCCCGGAUUGAGAUGCCUACUCUACACCUUAAAGAAGUGCAUUGGUGAGAUGUUAUUUCUGCUACUCGCUGUGUUUAUGGUUGCCUUGAUAUUCGCUACUUUGUUGUACACUACGGAAAAACAAUCGAAUACGGCGUCGACAUUUUCGAGCGUCCCCGAAGCUUUCUGGUUCGUAAUCGUCACCAUGACGACCCUUGGAUACGGUGACAUGGUGCCGAGGACCAACAUGGGGAAAUUGGUAGCUGCUGCGUGCUCGGUGUGUGGGGUCAUCCUGAUGACAAUUCCCGUCACCAUCAUCGUGACAAGCUUCAGUCGGGUGUACAAAAAGAGUCAGAAGGCCAAGAAGCACGGUCGGCAAUACGAUGGGAAAGACAACGAUGACGACGACGACGAUGACGACGAGGGGAUAGGGUGA